CCCGCAGCGGCGCAGGCGCGGCCGCCGGAUCCCAUCAGGCUCGGGGCGGCGGGAGCGCAGCGGGCCCAGCAUGUCGGAGAAGAAGCAGCCGGUGGACCUGGGGCUUCUGGAGGAGGACGACGAGUUUGAGGAGUUCCCGGCCGAAGAUUGGACUGGUUUAGAUGAAGAUGAAGAUGCACAUGUCUGGGAAGACAAUUGGGAUGAUGACAAUGUAGAAGAUGAUUUCUCCAAUCAGUUAAGAGCUGAAUUAGAAAAACAUGGAUACAAGAUGGAAACGUCAUAGUUUUUGCAGAAUAUGGAGUGGCUUAACAUGGAACUGUGGAUAGACUAUAUUGAGAAAAGAAGAAAAGGUGGAAAAUGAGAAGACACACCUAGUUCAUUAUCUGCUUGGAUUUAUUAUUGUUUUGUAUAAAAAAUAAAGUUUUUAAUCUUAGCCUUGUCAUACAUUCAGCCGCUACUCACCUGGUACCUUGUAGUUUGGUUCUGAAAUGCCCUGUGUGACAGAAUUCAUGGACUUGCCUUGGAUGCCACUAAUGAUCUGUCAGUGGCUGACGAUCUUGCACCAGCUUCUGUCAUGGGGAGCUAAAUAUGUGUAACUAGAAUGAAGACUGUGAACAUUUCUGUCACAGGGAAUGUGGAGGUGUCAAAAAGAAAUAAAAUACUGGUAUAUUCCAAUUAAAAUGUGGUAGAGAUAGCAGUUUUAAGGAGUGAUAAAGCUUGUUUUGCAUCAACACUUUAUUUCAUAAUUACUUGGGUAUUUUUGUUAGUAAUUUCAUGUGGAUGCUGGUUUGAUAGACUCAAAACAUAAAACCUGCUUUAAAGUGUCCUAUGACAGCAGAAACCCUAACUCUCCAAUCUGGUCCUGUCAUUUCUCAGAUCUGUUAACGAGGACACCUCUCUGGAGGUGAAAGAAGUUUAAGCCUAGGAGUCUCUGCUGAAAUUGCCUCCAAUUUGCCGGUUGCAGCAGUUCAUGUGUAUCACACGAACAGGCCUGCUGAAAACGGAAAUCAAACUUCCAACUCGUUUCACAGAGGCCAGCAGAUAGUUGCCAGGUAGAUAUGGCAGUAGUGACUGGAUUCGAUUACUCUCUGAACUAGAAAACAAGGUGAAAAUUGCAAAACCUAUGACCGCUUCCAUGAAUCUUCCCCAAAGGAGCUGUUCAAGCUGGUGUUUGUAAAGACAGAGGGAGAUGUAGCCAUGAUUCCAAAUUUAAUUUUAUUUUUUUUUUUUAAAUAAAGAGGCAACUAUAGUUACAUACUAACAAUUUGAAUUAGCUGCUUGCUUUUUCAGCAGUUCACUAGAGAAGCGGAGCCUUAAUUGUUAUUUAUAGUGGGCUUUCAGAAUAAAGGUAUUAGUUGAUGGACAUGCAGUUAUGGUAUUAAAUGCUUUAACCUUGUUAACUAAAUAACCGAGUCUCUUAUGUUAUAAUGGCAUUUAUUAAUGCCAGAUUAUUAGGUGGUGCUAUAUUAUAGUGGGGGCAAGAUUCACUGUGACCCUUACUGCUUUCUGAAGAUAAUUCUUUAAAGACUGAGACCUUCCAUUGCCAUCUGAAUGGUUCUGCAAAACUAGAUGUUUCAGAUGGUGUUGGAUGUUGUCAGUUUGUCCAGUUCUGUGCUGCUUGGGAAAAGAAAGGGAGGCCCUUUCAAGUAGGCUUACCCUAGGGUCAUUUAAGUUGUUCACAUUGAAAUGUGUGUCUCAGGCAGCCCAACUCAGUAGAAUACAUAGUCCUAGAGUUCAUAUUUUGAUAAGUAGGAAAUGAAAAGUCUGUCUGUUGAGUGGCAAAUAGCAACACAAACAUCCUCAGGUUAGUGUUGAGAGUUUAAGAAUAAAGUAUGUUGAGUACAGUUCUGGGAUUAUUAAUGCAUGGGUACUGGGAAGUUGAGUAAUGCGACUGACCAAAAGAGGAUGACAAAAUAAUUACGGAGAUGUCUGGUGCAGUCUGGAGAGGGACAGCUGCUUUCCAUUACAGGAUUUUGGAAACUUUACUAAAGCAGCCCUGUCCCAUCAAUUGCUAGCAGCAGGAGGAAGCCAUGGAGGUGGAAAAGCAUCUUUGCCUAAAGAAAUCUUUGUUUUUUCUGAGCCACAGUUGUGUUAGUAUCUUUUUCUGCUUUUUUCACAAAAGCAGAAUUGGAAGGAAAGCCUAGGCUGAGGUAGCCUGAUGGCUCUGCACUCUUGCAGUAACAGCCUUCAGCUGCUGGGUUAUGAUCUGAAACCUGGUGUUUUAGAAGGAAGUUGAGGUGAUUGACCAGGAUGUCACUGUAGCAAUUGACCUCAAUGUACCUGCUGUUCAACCUUAGAAGGAUCUAAUCUUCCCAUAUGGGAAGAGUUUUUUAGACUGGCCAUGCUGAGAGGUUUUCUUUGGAGGUGUUCCAGUGAUCCCUAUUAGCAGAGGAAUGCUUGGAGUGGGGGAGAUAGGAAUGCUUUGGGGUUGUGAGGGAGGACACACUAAGCGAGGACAAGGAGUUGGAAAGGAAGAUCUGCAGCCUGGCAAGGGUGGGAACAUGGCGAAGAAAGAAAUUUAACAAAGAUCUGAGCGAAGAAGAGGUUGGGCCUUCUAGUUAAGGAAGUAGGAUGUGGGGGGGUGUGUGUGGUGGUGGCUGGGUGUAGGCUGCUGAGUAGUCUGUUCACUGUUUUGGGAAGCAGAUUUAGGUUGAUGUCACCCUGUGCUUGGGGACCUAUCCUCCUCUCAGCCAAGUGGUGGGACUCUUGGCCAGUAUCUUUAGUCUGAGCCAUGCUGGGAUAUGUAGCACGUGUCUACAGCUCUCCUCUACAUGAAGGAGAGGGUGUUUUGCAGUGUGGGAAAGGUUGGCUUGCUCUGACCUAGAUGCUGAGGAUGUCUCAAGGCAAAGCACUGUUCAAGUAACUUGGAGGAAAGCUCUGGAAGGUUCCUCAUUGCCAAUGAAUUUGAUGCUUUUGCUUUGCCUUGGUCCUUAAGAAACCACACACACAUAAGAAGAAAUGCAAAGUCACAAAUAAGCACAAAAAAUAGUGAGCAGUCCAAAGUAAGGCCUCUGGAAAGCCUUCAGUUGAGCUCUUUUGUUUCAUAAUAGCCUUCCUCUGGCCCUCCCUCUCUGCUAGCUUGCUCAACAGCACCAACAGCUUCCCCACAUACUUCUGCUCUAGGGUCACAGUGUGUCCUGUUCCCCACUUCCUGAACUGUGUCCACACUGUGCUGUACAGAAUAAGUGUGGGUCCCCAUACUGCAGCAGUCCGUGUAUUUUGCAAAUGCUCUAAUACAUUUUCCACUAUCCCUGGGAAAGGGAGAAGUGUUUUCCCCUUUUAUAGUGUACAGUAAUUUUAAGUGCUUGGUGUGAGACCCCAGGACCUCAUCUUUCGCUGGGUUUGGUAGUAUAUGAAAUGCUCUGCUCAUUCAAAUGUUUCUUUAGCUUCAGUUACUGCUGUGCAUAUUCAGCAUUUCUAAGGAUCAGGAUUUAUGGGGUACCAAGUCAGCCACCCAGAAAAUGAAGAACACACAUUAUAACCUUUGCAGCUUCUGUAAAGAAUGAGGCAAGGACUCCACAAGUGGAUACCUUUCCCUGCUAGCUUUUUCUUGAACCUUAUUUUUUCUUAUCCUGUUUUUUCUUGAACACUAAUAAGGAUUAAUAAGUCCCCUGAGGGAUAGGGUGCAUGUAGGAAAAUAAUGAUCAUAAAAUUAAAGACUAUGAAAAUACAUAUGUAUGGAAAAAGGAAUUUAUAUUGCACAGAGUUACAGUUCCAGCAUUUCUUAUCUUUUAACUGUCUGACUUUACAGACCUAAUAAUAAUCUUUUAAUGCAGGUAUGAUUUUGUGUUUGCAUAAUGAUACAGCUAAAUUUGAUUUAAUUUCAAGGCAUGCAGGGAAGUAAGAAGAUUGAUGCCCAGAAAGUUUCUGUGAUGGAAUUUUACUAAAGAAUAAAUGUUAUGUAACAUUUCAAA
Molecule: messenger RNA, 3914 nt
Organism: Pipra filicauda (Wire-tailed manakin)
Lineage: Eukaryota; Metazoa; Chordata; Aves; Passeriformes; Pipridae
Gene: SEM1
Product: SEM1 26S proteasome complex subunit
Exons: 3
Coding region: 71-283 (70 amino acids)
Biological process (GO): mRNA export from nucleus; double-strand break repair via homologous recombination; proteasome assembly
Cellular component (GO): proteasome complex; proteasome regulatory particle, lid subcomplex
Source: RefSeq, a predicted model, not a curated record